Messenger RNA from Pseudophryne corroboree (corroboree frog), 2817 nucleotides. RefSeq names its product ATPase H+ transporting V1 subunit B1 (gene ATP6V1B1). The record is from RefSeq and is a predicted model, not a curated record. Gene Ontology annotation, molecular function: proton-transporting ATPase activity, rotational mechanism; ATP binding. Gene Ontology annotation, cellular component: proton-transporting V-type ATPase, V1 domain. The transcript has 14 exons. Gene Ontology annotation, biological process: vacuolar acidification; proton transmembrane transport; ATP metabolic process. Lineage: Eukaryota; Metazoa; Chordata; Amphibia; Anura; Myobatrachidae. Bases 6 to 1544 code for a protein of 512 amino acids.
CUAGCAUGGCUACCAAAGUGGAGAUGAGAGUAAACGGGCACCAGGCAGACAAGGCGGCAUCAAAAGAGCACGUAUUGGCUGUUACCCGAAAUUACAUAUCCCACCCCAGGCUGAGUUACCGAACAGUGUGUGGAGUAAAUGGACCGCUGGUGGUGCUGGAUAAUGUAAAAUUUGCCCAAUAUGCAGAAAUUGUGAACUUCACCCUCCCAGAUGGCACCCAACGAAGUGGCCAAGUUCUCGAGGUCGUGGGCUCCAAGGCCAUUGUUCAGGUGUUUGAAGGCACAUCUGGGAUUGAUGCCAAGAAAACAACCUGUGAAUUCACGGGGGACAUCCUGAGGACACCUGUUUCCGAGGACAUGCUGGGCCGCGUGUUUAACGGCUCCGGGAAACCUAUUGACAAGGGUCCAACUGUGAUGGCCGAGGAUUUCUUAGAUAUCAAUGGGCAGCCGAUUAACCCGUAUGGCCGGACAUAUCCAGAGGAAAUGAUACAGACUGGGAUCUCACCCAUCGAUGUCAUGAACAGCAUCGCCCGAGGGCAGAAGAUCCCCAUCUUCUCCGCAGCAGGUCUACCUCACAAUGAGAUCGCAGCCCAGAUUUGCAGACAGGCCGGUCUUGUUAAGAAAUCGAAGGAUGUGAUGGAUUAUCAUGACGACAACUUUGCCAUUGUGUUUGCUGCGAUGGGUGUAAACAUGGAGACUGCCAGGUUCUUCAAGUCGGACUUUGAGGAAAAUGGCUCCAUGGAUAACGUCUGUCUCUUCCUGAAUCUGGCCAAUGACCCAACAAUUGAGAGGAUCAUCACCCCCCGGCUGGCCCUGACAGAAGCCGAGUACUUGGCAUACCAGUGUGAGAAGCACGUUCUGGUCAUUCUGACAGACAUGAGCUCCUACGCUGAGGCCCUGCGUGAGGUGUCAGCAGCCCGGGAGGAGGUGCCGGGCAGACGAGGCUUUCCCGGGUACAUGUACACCGAUCUGGCCACUAUCUAUGAGCGCGCUGGUCGGGUAGAGGGCAGGACUGGGUCUAUUACUCAGAUCCCCAUUCUGACCAUGCCUAACGAUGACAUCACUCACCCCAUUCCUGAUUUGACCGGGUUCAUUACAGAAGGACAGAUCUACGUGGACCGACAGCUCCAUAACAGACAGAUCUAUCCUCCAAUCAACGUGCUUCCUUCUCUGUCCCGACUCAUGAAAUCCGCUAUCGGGGAAGGAAUGACCAGAAAAGACCACGGAGAUGUCUCCAACCAGCUGUAUGCGUGUUACGCUAUUGGGAAGGAUGUCCAGUCUAUGAAGGCUGUGGUGGGAGAAGAAGCUUUGUCUUCGGAUGACCUCUUGUACCUGGAGUUCCUGCAGAAGUUUGAGAGGCAGUUCAUUGCUCAGGGAGCAUAUGAGAACCGAACAAUAUUUGAGUCGUUGGACAUUGGGUGGCAGCUGCUGCGCAUCUUCCCUAAGGAGCUACUGAAACGCAUCCCGGAGAGCAUGUUGGCCGAGUUUUACCCCCGAGAGUCCAGGGCACAGGCAGCUGGUGCCUCCUCCUCCUCCAGACUCUGAUUCUCCCAAUAUCUGACAUCUCUUGUAGGACCCACUAAACCUAAAAUAUAAGAUAGUUUAUGCAAAAGAGCUGCUAACAACAGUCAUAGAUGUAUAUGUAGAGGUGUCAGGAGCUAUUCUGAGCAGCAGAUAUUUCAGAUACAAUUUUCUGAACGGGGGAAGGUGUUGUCCAACGCAGACUAGUCUUUCUGUUAGUAAUCCCAUUGAAGGACACUGCAGGCAGCCUCCUACAGCCGCCAAUAGCCAAUAUGUCUAAUAACAGAGGAGACUGCGACCCAGCUGCGCUAAUAUUCAAAGCCACAUGUACAUAGAGGGCCUGCCUCAGAGUUGGACGUAAGUUCCUUUGUUCCAUGUUGAAUAAAUGACUUGCAUAUUAUGUGCCCGAUGCUGGUGCAUCUGCGGCCGCUUUUCCGUGCAGCUGCGGAAGCCUGUUUACUUUCUUACGCUAAUGCAAUAUUACUCCAAUCCAUGCUUAGUGCAAAAUAUCUGCCUGAUACAAGCGUCCCCGCCCUCAUGCCGCAUUACCCGUCGACUUACUCGUCCACGACACUCCCACAAGACGGAACAGUUCUGUGCAGGCACACGGUCACCAGCCCAGUUAAAUCACAGAAACACCCAAUUUUACAGACAGUGCACUCCAGCAAUGGAUGAAAACUCUACAUAUACCUGAUACGGCAUAUGCGCAGACGCCAAUCUUUUUGCUUGGUGCAAGUGCAGUAAAAUCCACAAGAUCCAUCUGUCCACUUGGGUCCAGCGCAGAAUCAGGCCCUAUGCGCAGCAUGUUCUUGUGUACAGUGCAUGGCCAUAGUUUGUGUGGUGGUCAGAAUCAUGUACAUGUAAGGUCAGCAUGGUAGGGGUGGGGAGAGGCAAGUCAGUCACUCCCCAUAGAGAUACACCCGGUUCGGACUUAUUACAGUGCCCUAGGGGACCGGUGCAAGAUUCCAAGCCAAGGGCUCUGACAGGAUACAGCCACAGAAAUGUGUUUGGGCGUAUUUCAGGUGGAUAUAAAAGCCUUACGUUCUAAAUCUAGCUCAGAAUGUCCGACAUCUGUGUUCUAUUGGUUAUAAAGUGCAACGGAACAUGGAGGCAUUAUAGAAGUAAAUGUUACUAAAUAAUUAAGGCAUUGGAACUUCUACAUAUACCUGUAUGAAUAGGAUUAACGGCCGCUUUGUAUAAGGCAAUCAAUGCAUCAGACACACGAGCAAUAUGCAUGAAAUAAUAUUUAUUUUUCAGUGUUGAUGUCUGACUAUUAAAAUUGUAAGAAAACCUAAAA